GUUGCAACUAACUCUCUCUCUCUCUCUACUGCGCCACAACUCUUCCAUUAAUUUUUCUCUCUCUUUCAACUUAUUAAAUAAUCUUUCAUUCAUUUCAAUUUUCAACCCUCCCACUUCCUCAUUUCUCUCUUCUCUAACUUCCACACUUUCCUUCCUUCAUGCAACCUUGCAGCAGAGAAAUGCAAUCCCUCAACUCCCUUUUCAACUCUUCUUCUCCUCCUCCUCAAAUCCCCAUUCCUCUCCAAAACCACCCACAGAUCCAAAUCAACAACAACGACAACACAUUCCAACAACAAGACGAUUUCCUCAAACAAAUGCUCUCCAAUCUCCCCCCUUCCUCUCCCUGGAACAACAACCCUAAACCCUUAUGGGACCCUAACUCCGACGAAACUCUCACUUUCCCUUACGACGAACAAACCAACCUCUCCUCCAAGUUUCGUAACCACCAGAUCACUGAUAAAACCACCGCCGCCGCUCUCAUGCUUCUCAUGCCGAACGCCGCCGAUUCCGGACUCCUACACUUGCCCGCUGACUUUGACUCCUCUCAAAACGACGUCGUGAACGCUUCUUCCCUUUUACAGGCUGGUGACGGUUCCGUUCAAGCUCUCUAUAACGGUUUCUCCGGAUCUCUCCAUGGUGUCAACAAUCAAACUCACCAUUUUCAACCACCUCAGGUGCAAACUUUUGGAGGUGGUUCGGUAAGUGCGACAAACCAGGCUCCGGUGAGUGGUGCUCCUGCUCAGCCAAGGCAGAAGGUUAGGGCUAGGAGAGGUCAGGCUACUGAUCCACACAGUAUUGCCGAAAGGUUAAGGAGGGAAAGAAUUGCUGAAAGAAUGAAAGCAUUGCAGGAACUUGUUCCUAAUGCCAAUAAGACAGAUAAGGCCUCCAUGCUAGAUGAGAUCAUCGAUUAUGUCAAAUUCCUACAAGUUCAAGUCAAGGUUUUGAGUAUGAGUAGAUUAGGCGGAGCAGCCGCUGUCGCUCCCCUUGUUGCUGAUAUGUCCUCCGAGGGUGUCAGUGACUGCGUCCAAGCUAACGGAAACGGUGGGGUCCACCCAAGAAACCCUAAAACGUCGUCGUCCAACGAGUCUCUCACAAUGACAGAGCAUCAGGUGGCGAAGCUCAUGGAGGAAGACAUGGGAUCCGCCAUGCAAUACUUACAAGGCAAAGGUCUCUGCCUCAUGCCUAUUUCUCUUGCUACCGCAAUCUCAACUGCCACGUGUCACAACAGGAACCCUUUGAUUAACGCUCCCAACAACAAUAUCAACGCUAUCCCCGCAUCCAACGGUGAUGGGCCAUCCUCACCCGGAAUGUCCGUCAAUAGCACCGUUAAAGAUGCUAAUUCCGCUUCUAAAUCGUAGACGCCGUUUGGUUGACUUUUUGUGACAAAAACAAAAAGGCAUCUGAGAUGAGAUAAAAACAAAAUGACGAGGAAUUUCUGAAGUCUAGGAAAAUAAAACGUCACUCACACGUCUUGGACAUACGACGUCGUAUUUACCUAGACUUAAGCGGAGCUAACUUUUGUAUUUAUUUCUGCAUUUUGAUCACAACCUCAUCAAUUUUCUAGGUUUUUAUUUUUGUUGCUGUAAUUUUCUUCUUUUUUUUUUUUGGCAAUGUUUUUUUUUUUUUUUACAUUGGUACAAUCUUGAGUGUUAAUUUUGGAGAAAGGUUAACAGGUGCUCUAAAAUGUAUUUGUUGAGAA
Vicia villosa (hairy vetch) is the source of this 1699-nucleotide messenger RNA. Its product is annotated as bHLH transcription factor RHL1-like. Gene Ontology annotation, cellular component: nucleus. Gene Ontology annotation, molecular function: DNA-binding transcription factor activity, RNA polymerase II-specific; RNA polymerase II cis-regulatory region sequence-specific DNA binding; protein dimerization activity. Gene Ontology annotation, biological process: regulation of transcription by RNA polymerase II. Lineage: Eukaryota; Viridiplantae; Streptophyta; Magnoliopsida; Fabales; Fabaceae. The transcript has 7 exons. The record is from RefSeq and is a predicted model, not a curated record. Bases 159 to 1358 code for a protein of 399 amino acids.